CAUAUUAGUGUAGGUAUGAUGAUAUGUAAGUCAUAUACAACUCAAAUCAAGGUUUGUAUGAAACAGUUCAUAAUUUUUUUAAUUAUAUGUGUGCAUUUGAUAACUUCGUCUGAAUUAGAGAUAAAAAUUAAAAAUGGAGUAUUAAGAGGAAAAUUUUAUCAAUCAAGACAUGGCCGAGAGUAUUUAUCAUUUACCGGUAUACCCUAUGCCAAACCACCAAUUGGUGAACUUAGAUUUAAGGCCCCCCAACCGUGUGAACCAUGGACAAAUAUUUUUGAUGCAACACAAAUAAUGAAAAAAUGUAUUCAAAAGAAAGUUGGUGUUGGAAGUGAAGACUGUUUAUACCUUAAUGUUUAUUCACCAAUAACAAAUGAAAAAUGGUUACCUGUAAUGGUUUGGAUUCAUGGAGGUUCAUUUAAAGUAGGAUAUGGAGGUCCAGACAGAUUUGGACCAAAAUAUUUUAUGGAUAAAGACAUAAUUAUAGUUUCAAUAAAUUAUAGACUAGGUGUAUUAGGCUUUUUGAGCACUGAAGACGAUGUUAUAACAGGAAAUUUUGGUUUGAAAGAUCAAGUAAUGGCUUUGAAGUGGGUACAAGAAAAUAUACGUUCAUUUAAUGGAGAUCCAGAGCGUAUAACGAUUUUUGGUGGUAGUGCAGGUGGAGUUUCUGUAGGAUUGCAUUUGCUAUCUUCGAUGAGUAAAGGACUUUUUCAUAGAGCAAUACUUCAAAGUGGAACACCAUUAUGCUUUUGGGCAGUAUCUCAACCAGGACUAAUAAGAAAACGAACAGAAGCUUUAGCUACAAUUGCAGGAUGUGCUUUUGAAAGUUCUGAAGAAAUACUAGGUUGUCUUAAAAAUCUUUCAGCUGAUAUGUUUAUUGAUCUUGAAACAAAGUUAAUGACAUGGCAUCAUCAAGCUUUUGUUUUUAAACCUGUUGCUGAGGCGUGUAAUCCAAAACAUGAUGGUUUUUUGUGUCAUCAUCCUCUAAAAGAAUUGAAAAUCAUAUCUGAUGUACCUGCUAUUGUUACAUUUACUUCUGAUGAAGGAGGAAUGAUCGUAUCAUCUUUGUAUAAUGAUACCUCUUUGAAAUAUCCAGAGUUUAAUAAAAACUUCAACAGAUUAUUGCCGUUAGUUCUUGGCUAUGAUGGUUUGGUGACACAAGAUAAUAUUGAAGAUAUUGGAAAACGUGUUAUGAAACAUUACUUUCCAUCUAAUAAUGUUAACGAUGGCAGUCAUUUUAAUGCUAUCAAAAUGUUUGGAGAUGGAGGAUUUGUAUAUGGUGUCAUGGCUAUGGCUUACAGAUGGACAGCUCCGUUGUAUGUUCUUGAAUAUGCCUACCAGAAUCAAUAUUCAUUCAAUGAACUAUGGGGAUCUAUAGAAAAACCUUUAGGAAUAACUCAUAACGACGAAACAACUAGUUUGUUUAGAGCAUAUGUGUUAAAUGAAAAAGAGCUUAAUGAACAAGAUACUAAAGUGUCAAAGUUAAUGAUAAAUAUAUGGAGCCAUUUUGCAACUACUGGAACACCAACUAUAAAUGGAACGCAAGAAGGAAUUAUUUGGCCUUCCUUUAAUUUAUUAAAUACUAGUAUGAUACUUCGUAUGGAUUCGGACAAACCGAAAAUUACAAAUAAUAAGUUCAAAGAUGUUUAUGAUUUCUGGAAUAAUUUGCCAAUUUUAAGUCGUUUACAUAAUGAUUUGACAAAAUAGUUAAUGUUUUAAUAACGUAAUUAAUCCGUUUAUUUGUUUUUAUGAUUUUAAGUUUUCAUUCUUUAUUAUAGUUACUCACCAAAAUAAUUCAAGUUGUUUUUAUGAAAAUUUCAAUUAAAACUGAUAUUUAUGAUAAAAUCAAAUUUUGAAGAACAUUUUUUUUAAAAGUCAAAAUUUAAUUUUGUAUUAAAACUUAUUUAAUGUUUAGGAUUUAAAAAAAAAUU
This is a messenger RNA of Daktulosphaira vitifoliae (grape phylloxera), 1928 nucleotides long. Its product is annotated as esterase E4-like. The coding region runs from base 16 to 1704 and encodes 562 amino acids. The record is from RefSeq and is a predicted model, not a curated record. Lineage: Eukaryota; Metazoa; Arthropoda; Insecta; Hemiptera; Phylloxeridae. The transcript is spliced from 8 exons.